This is a messenger RNA of Sphaeroforma arctica JP610, 732 nucleotides long. RefSeq lists its product as hypothetical. Gene Ontology annotation, cellular component: cell division site; septin complex; septin ring. The record is from RefSeq and is a predicted model, not a curated record. Gene Ontology annotation, biological process: cytoskeleton-dependent cytokinesis. The transcript has 6 exons. NCBI's taxonomy places the organism in Eukaryota, Ichthyosporea, Ichthyophonida. Gene Ontology annotation, molecular function: GTPase activity; molecular adaptor activity; GTP binding. The coding region runs from base 1 to 732 and encodes 243 amino acids.
AUGGUCCAGCCAGAUCCACACGGUUUGCAGCGGAUUGACCUGGAAUUCCUGUUAAAAAUGCACAAAAUUGUCAAUGUCGUUAUUGGCAUCGCAAAGGCUGACACGCUCACCGCUGGUGAAAUUUCUGCCGUGAAAGCGGCCAUCAGUGCCGACAUACAGAGACAUGAUAUCGAACUCUACACCCCAGAAGCUGACUUUGAUACAAAUAUGGAGAUUGAUACUCAAACAGCGACUGAUGGCCAGACGAGUUCAGUCUUCUCUGUCUUUUCGUCAACGAAAAGGGUUAAAGUCGAUGGAAAUCUCAUGCUCGGACGAGAAUAUCCCUGGGGUAGUAUUACUAUCACCAACGAGAAGAUCAGUGAUUUCACCAAACUGAGGAAUAUGCUAGUGUGCUCACACAUGCUAGAUCUAAUCGACCGUACGAAUUUGCUAUAUGAACAGUUCAGGACGGAUGAAUUGUUGAAGCUCGGUCUCACGAAUACUACGAGUUUGAUGAAUGAAUUCAAGAUCAAGGAUGAUAAAUUGCAAGAACAGCUGAAGGCUAUUGAGGAUAUGUCACAGAAAUUAAUAUGCAAGGUUGAGAACGACGCUGCCGCCCAAUACGAAGAUGCCUACAAGCUAUAUGAAGACAACCAAAGAGAUUUACUUGCGCGUUUGACCAAAGAGAAAGAGAAAAUGCAAGCCUACGAAGUUUUAACCAAGGCUCCUAUGAGGGUAGCACGGACUGGAUAA